Magallana angulata is the source of this 2466-nucleotide messenger RNA. RefSeq names its product neuronal membrane glycoprotein M6-a-like. Bases 245 to 1051 code for a protein of 268 amino acids. Gene Ontology annotation, cellular component: plasma membrane. Gene Ontology annotation, biological process: neuron projection development. The record is from RefSeq and is a predicted model, not a curated record. Lineage: Eukaryota; Metazoa; Mollusca; Bivalvia; Ostreida; Ostreidae. The transcript is spliced from 8 exons.
AUAUUACUGUAUAAUUACCUAAAUUACUUUUUAGAUGCAGCUGAGGUACGUUCGAUCAGCUUGAUUCUAUUGCAUGUGUGUACACAACGACAUCAUAUUCUACCGGAUAUCAAAGCAAAGGAACAACGUACAAGUUAUUGAUUACUUACCACUCCCAAAAGCGACACCUAUGAGUCAUUUUUUCGAAAUGAAAGAGAAGAAAUAAUUUGAAGUUUACCUGAUUUAUACCACAAAUCAGCUCAAGAUGGGAGCUCUUGACAAACUUGGGAAUUGUCCAUUUGCCUCUUUAAUGGCCACUAUCAUUGUGUUUGUUGGUGUCGGGGUGUUCUGUGGAACUCUUUAUAGGGCCCUGCAGAUUAUUAUCAUAAAUGUCAUGGAGGGACUGUUUCAGUUUUCUGUGUCGUGGCUUUCAGUUGUGCAGAUUGUCUUCAUUGUGAUUGGUGUAGUGAUGGCUCUCUUCUCCAUUGUUCUGUUGGUUUUUGGUUUCCUUGCAACUGGAGCAACCAGACAGAAUGUUUAUUCUGGGAAGAGAUGUAUCAUGGGAGGAAGAGUGUCUGCAGGAUUUUUUAUGGCCAUGUCCUUCCUGUUGAACCUAGUGUGGCUGGUGAUUCUUGGUGUGGCCACCAUUCCUGUCUUUUUGUAUGUUAUGUUGGGUUCUAUCUGUAACACUGAAGUGUAUGGCAACAACUUUAAGACCGUCAAAUACUGCUUCAAACUCAGUCACUAUGGUAUCUACAGAAAUUCCACAUACCCACUGCUGGGUGUGGCCCCUCCAGGGAAAGAUGAGCUCUGUAACCCAACAGAACUGAGGCUCCUUUGUGAUAAUUUUGCUGAAGCAGGCCCACUUUUCUGUACAGCCCUAGCAGGGGCAGCUUGUAUCAUCAUUGGUAUGAUUUUCUACAUGACCAUUCUGUCAAGUAACUACACAAGAAUCAAGAUUUCCAAGGAGCUGACUGAUUACCGCAAUGCUGUCGACAUGGAGGAGAUAGAUUUGCACAGCAACGGAAGGGGAAUUCUGGAUCAAUCAUAUGACAAAAGCAGCUUCCGAUGAGAACUGAACAUCCAGGAAACUGAAUACCUGUAUAAAUGAGAAAAUCCAUUUGUGUAAAAUUUUGAUCCCUUGGAAAGGAGAUCUGUUAUUGUAAAUGUUUAUUUUAAUGAAUGCAAUAUUUUUUACGUAAUAUUUUGUGAAGAAGAUUUUAUUUUGUUGAGAGUGUGUUGCAUACAGUGAGUACUGUGGUUUCAUUAAUAUUCAAGGGUAUCAAUUUUCGUGGAUAAAGUGAAAAUCACGGUUUCAAGGAUACUUAAAUUCGUGACCAAUGACCCUAUCAAUACAAGAUGUUAAUAGAAAUUGCACUUCAAUGAACACUUAAUUUCGAGGAUCAACUUAAUAACGAAAUCCACGAAAAUUGGUACAUGUAUUCAACGAAUAUUGAUGAAACCACAGUAUUUUGCAUAUGUGAAUUUGUGAACUUUUAUAGUUUUAACUUAUGUUUAUUGACUAAAGACAUAUCAGAUAUUUUAAUAGACUGUAUUGGUUGUCAAUUGUUGUCCACAUAUAAGCUAUAAAUGUUUGAACUUGUAGACUUCUAUGAAAGUGACUCUUAUAAUGCUAUGACGUCUUUUACAAAAUUAUUUUUUUUACAAAAUGAUUCAGAACAUUCCAAGAACAAUUUUGUUCACACAUCCUAUAACCUUGUUUUUUUCAAGUGGAUGAAAACUGACAUCUCUUUUGAUUUUGAUUCAUUAUACAUGUAUAUGCAUAUCAUAAAUGUAUUUUUCAAAAGGCAAGAACAUUUCAAUAUAUUACAUUGUUGAAGGGAGAUAAUUAAGUAUUUUCCUUGACAUGCAAUACAUAUCAUUUUUUUCUCUACAAAAUGGUUACUCUUAUAACCUUGCCAUAUUUGCUUUUAAUGUUAUCAUCUAAUUUUAACAUUAAUGGUUGUUGUUUCUUCAUAUUUUACAUGUAACAACUGCUUAUACACAAAAUGUUUUGUGUAAAGUUGUGAUUUUAAUGAAUUUAUUUACAGUUUUAUAGAUUAUUCAUAUAUGUUUAUAUGCUCUGUGUAUUUUUUAUAACAUUUCCAUAAGUUUUAUUAAAAAAGAAACUUCUAUAAUAUGUACAUUGUAAAUCAAAUUAACCAUGCUCAAUGAGACAGAGGCAAUCCAUAAUUAAAGCAGUUAACAUUUAAUUGCAAAGACAUGUAUUUAAGGUAAUUAAAACUUCACGAGUUCUUUUUAAAACAGCAUGUUUUCUGAUAUUGGUGAAUUUUGUCAUUUUACUGAAGGAAUACUGUCAAUUGAAUUUUAUUUGAAUUGCUGGUACAAUAUUGAUAGAUUCGGUUGUUAUUUAACAAAAUGCAAUUAUUUUUAUUUCAUUUUAUUAAUAUUACCAUAGUAAUUUUUUGUACAAAGCACAUAUGUAUUUCAUGUAAUGUAACAUAAUAAAUUUUGUAGUCAAAUUAU